CGUCGGCCCAAGCUUGUGUAUUAGACUUUAGUGUGUGUAUAAUGUAUAUGUGUGAUAAAAAUUGUAUGAUACUCUGAUCCUCUUCUCUCCUCCCUCCCAGAUCGUCCAUUUUUUAUAAUAGUGUUGGUUCAUGAUUGUUCUUUUUAAUUUUUUUUCCCAUACCGAUUUGCUAUAGGCGUUUGACGCUGUGUUAAUGUCACUGGCCGACGGCGGCGUAACAUAAUCAGUCUGUGCGUGCGUUUUCUAUUUACUUCUAGUUGGUUUUUACAGCUAACAUCAUUUACUAUUCGCUUCCAUUAACGAUUCAAACUUGUUCCGCAUUGAUUGUCGUUGCGUGUGGGCACAAUGACGUCGAAUGCUGCCGUCAACAGUAACAAUAGCAACAGCAACGGGGAUCAGCAAAAAAAAGCUGUCGAUCCUGCGGAACAAACGAUAUUAGUUAUCGAGCAUAAGAUAAGAAAUUUGGAAAAGCGAAAGAUUAAAUUAGAAGGAUAUCUUCAACAACAACGAGAAGGAAUACAACUUAGUGAUGAUCAAUUAGUAGCUGCAUCAAAGUUUAAUGAAGUUCUUAGUACAUUAGAAUUUGCAAGAAAUUUAAAAAAACAACUGAAUUCUAUUUAUACGUCAUCUAAACAAAAGAAAAUUAAUGUAGUGGAAGAGAAGUCAGAACAAAGACCAAUUAAAUUUGACAAUAUUAUAAAAGAAGUUUUGAUUUUCCAGAACAUUUUACAGAAUAUCAAAGACGAAAAAGUAAAAAAUGACUUAUUGUUAGGUGAAAAUGGAGCAGUUCAACUCUCUGAAACAGACCUUUUAAAACUUGUUCUUUUUGCUAAAUUGACAUCCCCGAAACGUCAAGUAGAAGAAGGUCGGCCACUUUUUGAGGAUCAGCUUAAGACUGUAACCAAGCAUUAUGUUAAACUAAUAGAAAGCAAACCAAAUCGUAUAGCAGGUACAAGCUAUGCAAAUAUAAGAGAAUCUUUAUUGAAGAUAGAAAAUAGUGGAUAUCUUGAUCAAGUAGUAAAAAAAUUAGACAAUGAAAUAGCUUCAAAUAAUGAUAUUAAUAAUACUGAAACAAAUGUGCCUCAGGAUUUAAGUCAACCAACAAACUCUAUUGAUAAUGUUCCUUCAAAUAGCUCAACAGAGUUCAUUGCUGAUAAAAUCGAAACAAUAUACUUUACUAAUAAUAACCUAUGUGGGAAUAAUGUUGAACAACAACCUAUUCAAUCCAAUAAUGUUGUUGAUCCUGUAUUCAACACUUCUUUUGAUUUUUUACAAGAUUCUCAACUAGAAGAAGAACACUCCAGUGAGAAUUUGCAUUCCAUCCCCACUCAGACUUUUUCAUCUUCUGCUUACAACAGUAAUAGACCAGCAGAUGAAGCGAUAUUAAAAAUUCUUGCAACUCCACCUCAGACAAGAGUACCGCCUGCUGCUGGUUCUUACAAUGACACGAAACUAAAUCCUGCUGAAAAUGUAGUGAAUGCUCCAAGUUCUUGGGUAGAGCAACCAGAAACAAAUUGGCAAAAUAGAGCAUCAGUAGUCACUGGUGAUACUAAUAGUUUACCUAGGGAAAAUUGGCCCAUGGCGCAAAUGAUUGCUAACAAUAGGAGUAAUAAUGACUGGGCCAUUAAAAAUAAUUGGGUGCAGAUGGCUGAAGCUGAUAAUUUAGAACAACAACAGAAGCAGCAGCAACAGAUAGAGCAAGUACCUAAACCAACUCCACCGUCACAACAAAAUACCUCUUCUAACUUCGGUGUAGUUACUAAUGGAUACCAAGAGAAUCUCAAUGAAAUAUUACAAAAAACUGUGGUAUUUAGCAAGCAAGAGCAACAACAAUAUCCUGUUACUACAUCAUCUAAUAAUUCCUCAUUCUAUCAAAAUAAUUAUAGUCAACAACCACAGGAGCAAACUAUUGGUCAGUACAAUAAUUCUAAUAAUUAUGAAAGAAGCAGCCAUCCUAAUGAUUUCAACAAAAGACCAGCUCCAUUAAGAUCUAGAACACAGUAUUCAGGAGGAGAAGGUGGUGGAUCAGCUCGUGGUUACCAACAAGGCAAUACUUAUGUUUAUAAUAAUCGUUCAUUCAAAAAUAGUAAUUAUUCCAAUAAUGAUUACUCUCGUACUUCAAGACAAACAUAAGGAAUCAAUUUUUCCUAUUCAUCAUUACAUCUAAUUAAGAAAAUAGAAAAGUGGCUUAAUUAUUUCAUUGUUUUUAUUUUUCAAUUUUAAGUUUUACAUUGUUCUUUAAAGUAUCAUUUAUUUUUAUAAUCAUGUAAACCGUUGCAUUUCAUUAGUCAUAAUUAAUUUCUCAAAAGUUACUUUAAAAUUCAUUGCACCUAAAAAUUCAUUACAUUUGAUAUCUAAAAAAAAUUAAGUUUACUUAAAAGUUUUAAAACUGUAAUUUUAACAAGAUUCAAAUUACAGUUAAGUAUAUUGUAUGGUAAACCAACAAUAUUUCCUUAAUAUUUUUUUUUUCUUAAUAUUUAAUUCAAUUGCUGGGAUGUGGUGAUUCUAUUAGCAUACUAUGUCUAGGUGGUGGUAAAAAAUGUAUGUUUCUUCUUUAUAUUCAAAAAUAUGUUCUUUUUUAUGAUAAAUUUGUUUUGUUUUCUUAUUACAAUUUUUAUAAAUGUAUCAGCAUUCACACAUUUUACCGUCCGCAAAUUAAUGAAAAUCAUUGAUUAUAUAUGAAAGAAAUAUGUGUAAUCAAAAUAGAUAUUUCAGUUACUCUAUAAUACCAUUUACUGAACACUUUAUACUGAAUUACUUAUAUAAAUAUUA
Adelges cooleyi (spruce gall adelgid) is the source of this 2772-nucleotide messenger RNA. Its product is annotated as caprin-2-like. The transcript is spliced from 11 exons. The record is from RefSeq and is a predicted model, not a curated record. Gene Ontology annotation, cellular component: cytoplasm. NCBI's taxonomy places the organism in Eukaryota, Metazoa, Arthropoda, Insecta, Hemiptera, Adelgidae. The coding region runs from base 346 to 2133 and encodes 595 amino acids. Gene Ontology annotation, molecular function: RNA binding.